This is a messenger RNA of Psylliodes chrysocephalus, 747 nucleotides long. NCBI's taxonomy places the organism in Eukaryota, Metazoa, Arthropoda, Insecta, Coleoptera, Chrysomelidae. The record is from the annotation of a GenBank genome assembly.
AUGGCUUUUGUACAAGCACAAAGUGACAAUUUACCAGUAGUAGACAGUUUUAUGCUUAUGGAGUUCAUAAAAUUCAAUGAUUGUUUUAUCCAAAAUGAAAUAAGAGGAUUAAAGGCAGAAUGGUCAAUGAGAGGGAGUUAUAUCGAAAGUGCAGUAGGCUAUGUACAGUUAAAACGCGAAGAAAAUAAAUGCACAGUGACAAGUGAAAUAUGUCCCGAACAUCGCGUUAGAACUAAAAAUUAUAAAAUCAUCAUGAUUGUGGAUGAAGAGCGAGAAGUUGUUGACACAGUUAAGUGCUUCGACUGUAGUGCAGCAGAGGGAGGUUGCAAACAUGCCCUUGCAUUUCUAAUGUGGGUUCACAAAAAAAGUACCCAGCCAUCACCAACAUCCAUAGAAUGCUAUUGGAAAAAACCAGUGUUAUCUGCAGCAAAAUCAACUAUUAUUAAAACGGACAAUUUUGGUGUAACACCUGAUUUUGAUUCUCAGGUUUAUGCUGGCUUCUUAGAUGUUGUUGUUUCUAAAGGGAAAGAGGUACAGUCAAAUAAUCAAUUGGUAAAAUACUAUAAAAGCUUCUCUCCCGAUCAAGAUAAAACACAUUUGGGGCUACAUAAACUGUUAAGUGAAUUCCAAAAGUGUGGUGGUAAAACAUAUGUACAUUUUUUAAGUUUGGCUGAAAAUACUAUGACGGAUGAGCUUUGUUCUAUAAUUGUUAAAGACACAAAAGAUCAAAGUGCUAGCCAUGAAUAA